Dermacentor andersoni is the source of this 1875-nucleotide messenger RNA. The record is from RefSeq and is a predicted model, not a curated record. NCBI's taxonomy places the organism in Eukaryota, Metazoa, Arthropoda, Arachnida, Ixodida, Ixodidae.
AUGGAAUUCUUAAAGCCUCCUGAACCGUUACGCCUGAGUGGCGACAUUGCCAAACAAUGGAAGCUUUUUAAGCAAAAAUUCGAGCUUUUCCUAGCAGCCUCGGUGCCAAGAGACAAGCCUCGGGAUGAUAGCACGAAGACUGCCCUACUGUUCAGUUUGGGAGGUGAAGAUGUGUUGGAAAUCUACAACAACUUCACUUUCACUGAAGACGCCGAAAGAAUGGACUAUGCGACCGUCAUCAAGAAAUUCGAUGAGUACUGCGCAGCGCAGGUGAAUGAAAUACAUGAGCGGUACCUAUUUCGACGACGAGUCCAAGCAGUCCAACCAUUCGCAAGGGACCUGAGGCACCGGGCGAAAUCGUGCAACUUCGGCGUAAUGGAAAAUUCAAUGAUCCGGGACCAAAUUGUAUUUGGAACGAGCGACGACAAAGUGCGCCAGAAGCUGCUAAGGGACAAGGAAUUGACUCUGGCGAAAGCUGAGCAGGUGUGCAAAUCCACCGAGUUGUCAGAUGCACAAAAUCAACUUUGGGAACGCGAACAGCGUCAAGUUGACCAUAUCCAAGCAAGGCCAAAGGAAACUGUUGCAUUCCCAGUAUUUAAAUGCAGUAGGUGUGGUCGGGAGCACGGCUUGAGGAAUUGUCCGGCGUUUGGACGCACCUGUAGACGAUGCGGAGGCAAGAACCAUAUUGCUGUGCAAUGCAAGAGCAACAGGCAAGUGGCAGAAGUCAAUGCUGACGAAGACUUCACGACUCUCGACGUAUCGGUCGAUACUGUCGAAACCCAUCGUGACUGGGUAGCAGAGGCACUAGUCGGCAGCAAGCACAUCAACUUGAAAGUGGACACCGGUGCACAAGCGAACCUUCUGCCGUAUGGUAUGUACCGCGCAUUACAGCCCGCGGCACAAAUAAGAGAAAGUAAUGCAGUGCUACGCUCCUAUGGGGGAGGAAUCAUCAAGCACUUCGGGGUAGCCAGAUUGAAGGUCACAGUUGGCAAGACGGCGACUGAAGUCGACUUCUUCCUUGUAAAGAAGGGGCGCGCGAUUAUUGGUCUCGAAGCAAGCGAGUGCCUGGGGCUCUUCGUCAGGUCGGUUGAUGCAAUGACAACAAAGGGAACUAGAGAGUUCAUGCAGGAAUACAACGACCUCUUCACCUGCACCGGAUGCCUUCAGCGGCUGCACAAAAUGGUGUUGCGACAAGACGCCGUACCGACGGUCCAGAUGGCUAGACGAGUACCCCUGGCGCAGAUGAAACCACUGCGGGCUGAACUCGACCGGAUGCUCAAGGCAGGCAUCAUUGCCAAGGUGGAAGAGCCAACAGACUGGGUAAGGACGGUCAGCUACGUCAAGGACGGUCAGCUACGUAUAUGCAUGGAUCCUAGGAAAAUUAAUGAAGGUCUCAAGCGGGAGCACUUACAGAUGCCUCGUCGUGAUGACAUAGAAGCCGAGCUUGCGGGAGCACGAUAUUUUUCACGACUAGACGCCAAAUCUGGAUUUCAUCAAAUACCGUUACAUGAAGAAACAUCCAGAAUCUGCACGUUUUCGACCCCGUUUGGGCGUUAUCGUUUCCUCAGGCUUCCUUUUGGCAUAGCGUCAGCAUCCGAAGUAUUUCAAAGGUACAUGAACGAGAUCUUUGACGGAAUUCCUGGUGUAUGUGUGUACGUUGACGACAUCCUAGUAUGGGGCUCUUCAAGAAAAGAGCACGACGAAAGGCUACGAGCUGUCCUUCAGUCCGCGCGAAAGCAGUUCGUGCUGCCAGACCUGCUGUCGCGUGCCUCUCUAGGAAAACCGCAAAAGGAUGAAGCAGAAGAAGACAUCGAGAUUCACGCCGACAAGUCGUACGAGUGCGCGGAGACCGAUGGGAUACCAAAGCCAGAGUGA